GGCCCGGGGCAGCCCAGUGGUCCCGCCCGCCCACGGCCGCCUCCCUCCUUCCCUCCCGCCGGCGCUCCUCAUGGAAAAAUCCAAAAAUUUCCGCAUCGACGCGCUGCUGGCUGUCGACCCCCCCAAGGCGGCGGCGGCGGGGCAGAGCGCGCCGCUGGCCCUGGUCACCUCGCUGGGAGGCAGCGGGAGCAGCAGCAGCGGGAGCGGCAGCCCGCCGUCCUCGUCUUCCUCGUCUUCCUCGUCGUCCUCUUCGUCCUCCUCCGAGCAUCCCGCCGGCGGCCCCGCCGACUGCCUGCGCACCGACAGCCCGUCCCCGCCGCGGCUCCUGGCCGCGCACUGCGCGCUGGUCCCCAAGCCCGGGUUCCUGCCCGGGGCGGGCGCGGGAGCCCACCCGCACCACCACGCCUCGGCGGCCGGCAUGGCCCUGGGACUGCACCCCGCGGCGCCCGGCGGGCCGGGAAUGCCGGCGCAGGCGGCCCUGUACGGGCACCCCGUGUACGGGUACUCGGCGCUGGGCGGGCAGCACCCGGCGCUCUCCUACCCCUACUCGCAGGUGCAGGGAGCGCACCCCUCGCACCCCGCCGCCGACCCCAUCAAGCUCAGCGCCGGCACCUUCCAGCUGGACCAGUGGCUCCGGGCCUCCACAGCCGGCAUGAUCCUGCCCAAGAUGCCCGACUUCAACUCCCAGGCGCAGUCCAACCUGCUGGGGAAGUGCCGCCGGCCUCGCACGGCCUUCACCAGCCAGCAGCUGCUGGAGCUGGAGCACCAGUUCAAGCUCAACAAGUAUCUCUCGCGGCCCAAGCGCUUCGAGGUGGCCACGUCGCUCAUGCUGACCGAGACACAGGUGAAGAUCUGGUUCCAGAACCGACGCAUGAAGUGGAAGCGCAGCAAGAAGGCGAAGGAGCAGGCGGCGCAGGAGGCCGAGAAGCAGAAGGGGGGCGGAGGGGAGGACAAGGGGGAUGAGGACCUGCUGCUCCCCGCCCCCGAGAAGAGCGGCGGGAGGAGGAUGCGGGAACUGCCCGACAGCGAACCUGAGGACGAGGAAGAGGAGGAGGAGGAAGAGGAGGUGGCGGCGGCGGCCGGGAGGUGCUGCCCGUACCACUCCUCCGACUGCUCCGAGGCGGACGAGGAGGACACGCAGCCCCGGGGCCGGCACGGGGCCCCGUCGCAGUCCCAGUGAGCCCCCCCCGCACGCCCCGCUCCCUCCAGCCGUCCUUCCGUAGGGGAGUCCUGCCGCUCGUGGUUGGCACCGGCCCCGCUCUCUCCCUUGUUCCGAUUUCUCCCUGCUUGGAGAGGGAUGGAGAAGAGGAUCCUCCGCAUGCCGGGCGGGGAAGAGGAUUUACGGUGAAUACAGUGUUAUUAUUGACUGAAAAACAGACAAAACUUGAGCUCCCCACCCCCCAUCCCUGCCCCCUGGAAGCUCGUUCCUUUCGCUAAGUAUUGGAAGUGUUUUGUUCUUACUAUAUAUCGGGAAAACUGUUUAUGUCAUGAACGUUAAA
This is a messenger RNA of Pipra filicauda (Wire-tailed manakin), 1499 nucleotides long. RefSeq names its product motor neuron and pancreas homeobox 1 (gene MNX1). Gene Ontology annotation, molecular function: DNA-binding transcription factor activity, RNA polymerase II-specific; sequence-specific double-stranded DNA binding. The transcript is spliced from 3 exons. The record is from RefSeq and is a predicted model, not a curated record. Gene Ontology annotation, cellular component: nucleus. Gene Ontology annotation, biological process: neuron projection morphogenesis; endocrine pancreas development; central nervous system development. NCBI's taxonomy places the organism in Eukaryota, Metazoa, Chordata, Aves, Passeriformes, Pipridae. Bases 71 to 1180 code for a protein of 369 amino acids.